Messenger RNA from Emiliania huxleyi CCMP1516, 186 nucleotides. RefSeq lists its product as hypothetical. The record is from RefSeq and is a predicted model, not a curated record. Gene Ontology annotation, molecular function: RNA binding; RNA helicase activity. Lineage: Eukaryota; Haptophyta; Isochrysidales; Noelaerhabdaceae. The annotation marks the transcript as partial. The transcript has a single exon.
CAGCGCGAGCGCGAACGCGCGCUCGGUGACUUCAAGAGCGGGCGCAUCUCUGUCAUCAUCGGCACCGACGUGCUCGGCCGCGGCAUCGACGUGCCCGCGGUGACGCACGUCAUCAACUACGACGCCCCCGGAGACAUCGAGGACUACACGCACCGGAUCGGCCGAACGGGUCGCGCGGGACACCAG